Messenger RNA from Microsporum canis CBS 113480, 1005 nucleotides. RefSeq lists its product as hypothetical. Lineage: Eukaryota; Fungi; Ascomycota; Eurotiomycetes; Onygenales; Arthrodermataceae. The record is from RefSeq and is a predicted model, not a curated record. The transcript has 2 exons. The coding region runs from base 1 to 1005 and encodes 334 amino acids.
AUGACAGCCCCUCUGGCAAAAGGCAUUGUGAUUACAGUUACAGUCAUUGUUGCGGCUGGAAUUGCAGCUUAUGAGAGUCCAGAGGUAAAAAGAUGGCUCGACACAUCUCGACGCAAGAUAGCUCUUGCUCUACAUAGCCUAGGGGACGGUAUCAGCCCGGAAAAGCAACGUACAUCUUUGAGAGAUGACAUAUCUAUGACCGAGGCCACUGGACUAGAGGCUGAAGAAAGACGACGAAAAGCCAGAGAAGAAAUCAUGAGACGUCAUGCUCUGCUGACGGCAAAACGACGUGCUACCUCAGAAGGCAGCAUGAGCAGUUUUGAUAAACUUGUGGAUAGCGAGGGUCGGCUGAAGGAUACGAAAGUGUUUGACAGGGAACCCGAGAAGUUAAUCUCCAAGUCUUCAGCGAUUGACAUGCCUGACAUGUCGCGGGUAAUUCCCGUGAAUGUAAAACAAGGCGAUCCAAAUACUACUUCACAGUCAAUGUCCGUGGUUAUCCCGAGUAUUGAUCCAGACCAAUGCCGUGCCCUUAUAGAGAAUGUGCAAAUGGGCUCGUCUCGUGCCUCUACGCUAGGCUCAGAGACACCCUCCCACCACCCUUCCGAAUCUUUGAUAAAUUUAACCCCAACGUCUGAAUUCCCGGGUACCGACUUCCAAGCUUCCAUUCACAUAAGUGAACAAGAAAUACCCGUACAGGAUAACACCGCCCAUACAGAGGACGGGGAAUCAGAUUUUUACUACGCCCAUCCGGACCAUCACAACCAGGCAGCCUCUCAGUCAGAAAGAGUUAUCUUUGAUGCAGAUGGCACUCACACCCCCACAAGUCAACCUUCAUCUGCUCCAUCCAUUGCUUCAAAUCUGAGCCAUAUAGACAACGAUCCUUUCGAGUCAGCCUCGGACGACUCAAUUAGUGAUCUUGGCCGAUCGCGAGAGGAAGUCUACACACCGGUCAGCUGGUCUGAGGUUGGUAGUGUCAUCAGUAGCAAUGAUGGAGGCCACGCUUGA